Messenger RNA from Folsomia candida, 3937 nucleotides. RefSeq names its product indole-3-acetaldehyde oxidase. The transcript is spliced from 22 exons. The record is from RefSeq and is a predicted model, not a curated record. NCBI's taxonomy places the organism in Eukaryota, Metazoa, Arthropoda, Collembola, Entomobryomorpha, Isotomidae. Gene Ontology annotation, molecular function: oxidoreductase activity; iron ion binding. Bases 1623 to 2783 code for a protein of 386 amino acids.
CUUUGCUAAUCUCGUCGUGAUUUCUGACUCUUAAAAAUUAUCAAUCAAAAGUCGUGUGAUUAAUAUUUUAAGUCGAAGGUGCAAAUUGUGUGUUUCUUGGUGAAUCAUGGGAGCCGAACAGAGUCAACUUUCCGAAAAUGACAACGCGAAACUUAACAGCGUUGCAUUCUUUAUCAACGACAAAGAAUACAAUGUUAAAACGGCCCCAGUUCCCGACUCGUGGACUUUAUUCGAGACAAGGCUGGACUUACUGGGACAAAAUACAUGUGCAGAGAAGGUGGAUGUGGGGCUUGCGUGGUAUCUGUAAAAUCUCUAGAUCAUAGCGAGAUUCGUGCCGUGAAUUCUUGCCUGGUUCCUGUCCUGUAGUGCAACGGCUGGGAAAUUACAACGGUUGAGGGGCUCGGCAACAAAAAAGAAGGAUAUCACCCAAUUCAGCAACAAAUCGUUAAGUUUUCCGCUACCCAAUGCGGGUUCUGUACUCCCGGCAAUGAAUAUGUACAGUUUGCAACAGUCAAAGCCAACUUUUAAAAGGCAAGAUGUUGAAAAUAACUUUGACGGAAAUUUGUGUCGCUGUACUGGAUACCGUCCGAUUAUGGAUGCCUUUAAAGCUCUUGCUAGCGACGCAUCGGAAGAAUUAAAAAGAAAAGCGGCCGACGGCAAUUCGGCAUGCAAUGGCUGCCCCAUGAAAAUAAACUGCUGCCAGAACAAGGACAUUGAAGAUAUCGAAUGCUGCCCUGGCCUUUCCCAUGUUUACGUCACACUCAAGUCUGGCGAAGAAUGGAUCACUGCCACCUCGUUGGUCGACGUUUACAAAGCUUUGCAACGAUUUACCGAACGAGGCAUAAAAUAUCGGAUCGUGGCUGGAAACACGGGGACAGGCGUUUUUAAGGAUGACGGCCCAUUCUCUGCCUUCAUCGAUGUUAAUUCAGUCCCAGAGUUAAAGCGAAGUAUGAUAGAACCUUACGGGGUGAAGAUUGGGGCAAAUGUGACACUUUGUUAUGCCAUGGACCAGCUACAAAAGGCGUCUGAAAUUGAAAGGGUAUGAGUACUGCGCACAGAUGAGCAACCACUUGAAGCGGGUUGCUAAUGUGCCCGUUAGAAAUGCAGGCACGUUAAGCGGAAAUUUGAUGAUGAAACACGCUCAUCGAAGCUUCCCUUCCGACAUAUUUAUGCUACUGGAGGCCGUGGGGGCUAAACUUCUCAUUGGAGCGUCUCCCACGGUAUCCAAAUUGUACGGGAUGGUAGCAUUUAGAGAGCUAGACAUGCGGGGGAAGUUGAUACUUUGCAUUAUUCUCCCGCCUUACAAGGGAGGAAAUUACUAUUUCAGAACUUACAAGAUUACGAGACGAUAUCAAAAUGCACAUGCCUACGUAAAUGCCGGAAUUCUAGUUAAAGUCGACACCAAGAAGAACUUCAAAGUUUUGGAGAAACCUCGCAUUGUAUUUGGUGGAAUUUCGCCAGAUUUUGUAACUUAUAAAAUCGAAACAUCUAAUUCAAUUGUUUAACAGUAAUAGUUGAUCAUAGCAAUGUUCUCAAAUUGGCAUAUGUAUUAGGUGCAUGCCACACAAACGGAAAACUUUCUCUUUGGUAAGAACUUAGAUAAGGGAGCACUUAUCAAAACGAUGGAUACUUUAGAAGCUGAAUUAAAGCCAGACCAUAAUCCGACGGAAGGAUCCACAAUUUAUAGAAAAACGCUGGCACAAUCCCUACUUUACAAGACAAUCCUCUCCAUUCUUGGAGACUCGGUAAAAGCACCCUUACGAUCUGGAGGGCAGGACUUGGAACACGGUCCAAUGAGUGGGCAGCAGACUUUCGACUCUGACCAGAAAGAGUGGCCACUUUACCAGCCCAUUCCCAAAAUCGAAGCCGCUGUCCAAGCUUCCGGCGAGGCUGAAUAUAUAAAUGACAUUGAUCCCGAGUUUGGCGAACUGUUUGGAGCUUUUGUCCUCACAACGGUCGCCAAUGCUACCAUUUCCAGUAUUGACGCGUCAGAAGCACUGAUCUUUGUGAAAGACAAGGUUCGCCACGCAGGGCAAGCUGUCGGCUUGAUUUUAGCCGAGAGUCGCGCCAUUGCAUUAGAAGCCGCUAAGAAGGUCCGGAUUGUGUACAGCGACGUGAAGAAACCCGUCCUCGACAUGAAGGAUUCGCUCAAACUGGCGGAGAAAAAGGGUGAAAAUUGUAUCUUGGAAAUCCGGAAAACGUCCCCCUCUGGGGACGAAAAGGGGACACAAACGAUCAAAGGGGAAUUCAGGGUUGGAUCGCAGUAUCACAUGUCGAUGGAGACGCAGUCAUGUAUUUGCGUGCCAAGAGAGGAUGGGAUGGACGUCUUCUGCGCUACGCAGUAUCCCGACCUGGUUCAAUCCGUAGUGGCUUCCGCCAUCGGCGUGCCGAAUCAUUUCAUUAACCUCAUUGUGAGACGACUUGGAGGGGGGUACGGGGCAAAAAUAUUAAAAUCAUGCCCCACCGCGGCAGCCUGUGCGGUCGCGGCGCACGUGACGAAUCGACCCGUUCGAAUAGUUCUGGAUUUGGAGAUAAAUAUGAAAAUGAUUGGCAAGAGACAUCCGUACUUCACCACGUAUGAGGCAAGCGUAGACGACUCUGGAAACAUAGUUGGUUUGAAAGGCUCCAUAGUCUGCGAUUCGGGAUACACUCCGAACGAGACGACGUCAUACUUGGCAAUGAUCUGCAUGCAAAAUUGUUAUCGUGCCAAUGGGUGGGAAAUAACUUCUGGACGAGCCUUGACAGACACGGCAACAAACACAUACUGCAGAGCCCCCCCAUGAAGAACCGACAUCAUAUUUCUUGCAUAUUUGGUUAGGGAACUCGAUAUUUCUUAAGGGAAAUUUUGGUUAGGGAAAGCAUUAACAUUUUAUGUGCAUAAUACUCAAUUAUUUAUUCUUGCAAUAUUUCCAUCAAAUUAAAAUAACAUUUUAUUCACCAGCAUCGGGUGAAUAAAACCUUCAUAAGUUGUUUCCAUAAAAGCUGCAUAUUAUGUACGUUGUAAUUCAGUCGGUCCUUCCCUAACAUUUUAUCCAAAUAAUAUGCAUCACUUGUACACAAAGAGAAAAAGUGCGCGAUAUAUGACGCGCUCUCCCAGUCCACCUCACACCAGUAGGAAUACAGUUGACCGAAAUUUUGUUUGCUCGAAAUGUUUUCAGUAGUCAAAUUUAAAAUUGACAGUAGUGUUCAGGUAGUUCCCUCAUCCUGGCUGUCAACUAACAAAGGUCAAUGUAAAUGGCCACCAGGUCCUUGUAAGGAUAUAAGUGCAGAUAUACGGGCAGUCAAAAAACCGGGUGACCAUUGGCCUUUAUUUGAUAUACGGAUAUUUAAAUCAACUAAUAAUUAUCUUGAAGCCAAGAAUUUGGAAAAAUAGGCCACCACUUCAUCGGACCUUGACACAACUGAAGCUGAAGAAGACGAACUUGGCGAAAAGGAUAGGGGUUUGAAACCUACAAGAAAAAGACAGCGACGACCGUCAUCGUCAUCUGAAGAGGAAGAAAGGAACCAUUCUCAAAGUUUCUCAAGUAAAUCGAUAAGUAUUAGGGAAGAGGAUUUACUAGAAUUUGACGGAAGUAAAUACCAACUUCAUGUCGUUGUCAACGAUCCAGCUGGGUUGAAUUCGCCAACAUCACAAAUACCAACAUUACCAAGUCCAAAUAAUGAACAUCAAGUAGCCGCAGGGUCAGGAAAUCAUUAUUGGUCAUCCCCCCCUCUCUCACAAGUUGAUGUCCCGCCUCCUGUGAGGACUCAGGCUGGGAAUGCAGAAAUCGCUGCUACCCGUAUUCGUGGAGUGACUUUGGAAGAUAUUUAUCUUCGUCAAGUUGCACUGGAGCGAAUGGUCGCAAAUGGAAUCUCAGAUAUUCGCCAAGAUAUUCGCACUCUGCUACUCCGGACAGAUGACGCUAAUUCAUCUGUAGAAAAUAGUGUUGUUAUUCCA